UUUGUUCCCGAUCUAUCCUAACUUGCAGACAAUGAUCACCUGGUUCCGGAACGUGAAAAGGAAAACGCAGCCGAUGCGAUUUGUCAUGAUAUUAUUUGCAUUUGUUGCCGCCUUCCUGUUCACCGCCAAUAUCAGAUCAGCUAAUCAAUUUGCUCUUCCCGCGCAGAUUUUAAACAGAGCUUCAAGACUUCAGUCGCAAAAGACAGAAGAAUCUGCAAUAGACAAAUUAUGGAAUAUCAAUGUUUUUGGAGAUGAUGACAAUAUAAAAACAGAAAUCGAACGGGAUCCUCUUUUAACACACCAUCCAUUUGACAAUACUUGUAAAUUUCCAUUGCCCAAUUCAUAUGCAGAAGAUAUAAUCCCAUUUCAUUUAUCUGAAAGAAUGCGUCAAUUGAAAUGUGAAGUAAAACAAAAAGAUUAUGCUACAAUGGACUCUGAAGGAUAUAUUUAUGUACAUCCUCAUUUUGUGGAUUGGCCGAGACUAGAGAGGGAUGUUCAGUGCAAAGUGGACAUUAUUGAAGGAGGACUCAGAAAACCUGAACGGAAUAUGACAAAGAACUCAAUGUUUAUUAAGAAAACUUUAGAAAUUCCAUCAAAUGAAAGAUUAUUUGUAAAUGCAGAUGCAUUUGUAAUUAACUGUUACAAUCAUUCAAAGAAAGCUGUUAAACCAGAAGUUCCAAUUUGGAAAAAACCUUUCCCUGGUAUGAAAGACAAAAACCUGCCGGAAGAUGAGAUUCUCCGAGUGAAAGAUCUCUACUCUUACGGAGACUAUGGAAAUAAGAUCAGAGAACAAGUAUCCAAAGCUGUCGACAGAUAUUCUAUUGACAUCCUUGGUUUUGAUUCGACCGCCCGUACUAUGUUCAUGAGACAUAUGCCACGAACUGUUGAAGUCAUGGCCAAGCUAGAUUAUCAUUAUCUGUACGGGUAUACGAAAGUAGCUGAUAACUCGAUGGUGAACCUUGCCCCGAUUCUAGUUGGUGACAUGGAAGAAGCAUUGAAAAAACCAAAAUACGAUAAAUCGGGAGAUUUUAAUAUUAAUUGGUUACUCCCGACAGAGGAUAAAAUGGACCCAACGAAGUUGAACUUUUUAUGGAAAAUUAUGAAAGAAAAGUACGGUUGUGAAAGUUUGUUCAACGAAGAUAUUUCUACAAAAGGAUUGGGACUUUUCAACUAUCCUCCAACAGAGUUUCAACCAGGAUUUACUGAGAAUCCAGCUGACCACUAUUACCGUGCAUAUUACUUGGCUGUAUAUGAGAACUGGAAAUACGAAGCUUGUCGAGAUGGAGAGCAAUUGCAAAAUGAAUUUGUCAAUAUUUGGAGAAGAUUUGCCCAUAGAUAUAGAAAUAUUUGCCAUUUUGGAUUCACAUUUGUAACAACACUGACUCAUGAAGCAGGGCUGGUUUUAGAAAUUCUUGAUGAAAAACUUGCGGCACACUUGAGUCAAAUGCAUUUGAAUGGAGAUUUGGAUAACACGUUAUCAAUUAUCAUGGGAGAUCAUGGAAACAGAAUUGGAGCAAUUAAAUCUAGAUAUACAGGAAGAAUUGAAGAAAGAAUGCCACUUAUGGCCAUGAGGUUUCCUACUGGGUUUGCUGAAACUUAUCCUGUGGAGUAUAAAAACUUUUUGGAUAACAAGCACAAGUUGACCAGUAACUUUGACGUUCACAAAACAUUGCACGAUAUUGUUCACAUGAGAUUGGGAGACAACAAAGCAAAAUCCGAUGAGGGACGAGGAAUUAGUCUAUUUGAUGCAAUUCCCAACACAAGAACAUGUGCUGAUGUGAUCGUUCCAGAAAACUUUUGUAUGUGUAUGAUUGAUGUGUCAAGUAUCGCCAACCCGUUACCAAAUUUCAAUAAGAAAAAACCUACGGAUCAGAAAAUGGAUCAAUUCAAUACAUUGAAAAGUUGGCUGAAAACGGAGAAUCUUGAUGACUGUGUAGAUGUGAGCAGUUUAGAAACAGGCCAAACUUUUCAAGAAAUGGCUAUCAAUCCAUUGAGUCGAUUUGGAUUGCGAACCAAGAACAAUGCUUCAAUGUUGGAAUUGAUGAAGGAGAGAAAUAAGAAGAAUCCAGAGUUAAAUUAUAUCAACUUUGAAUUUUCUGUGAGUGGUACGUACAAAAAUGGUGAACCAUUGAGUAUGCUUGUCCGAACGGAGUUAUUUGUUGAAAAGAGCACAAGCCAGCUAAUAUUUGAGCCAAUGAUACAGGAAAUGCCUGCAUCGUGUCGUUUUGUAUCCAUAUUUGAUGUUUGCCAAUGUCUUCGUCCCCAGCUUUAGAAUUCCCAGUGGAAAAGUCUUUCACCCAGCGUCAACCGUUGUUCUAAUAUCUUCACGUGUUUCCUAGUCUGAUAUCCAUUUGUUUUUUGUUCUAUUUUUAUUUUCUCCUAGAAAUUGAUUUUUGUUAUUGUCUUCAAUUGAAUCGGGUUAUAUUAAAAUACAAUUGAGAAAAAAAAUUUUUAAGAAUAAAUGAUUUUCAAAAAUAAAGGCAAA
Messenger RNA from Caenorhabditis elegans, 2485 nucleotides. RefSeq names its product alkaline phosphatase family protein (gene F07C3.3). The record is from RefSeq and is marked reviewed. NCBI's taxonomy places the organism in Eukaryota, Metazoa, Nematoda, Chromadorea, Rhabditida, Rhabditidae. The transcript is spliced from 12 exons. The coding region runs from base 32 to 2272 and encodes 746 amino acids.